Molecule: messenger RNA, 5491 nt
Organism: Microtus ochrogaster (prairie vole)
Lineage: Eukaryota; Metazoa; Chordata; Mammalia; Rodentia; Cricetidae
Gene: Podxl
Product: podocalyxin like
Biological process (GO): negative regulation of cell-cell adhesion; cell migration; regulation of microvillus assembly
Cellular component (GO): microvillus membrane; apical plasma membrane
Source: RefSeq, a predicted model, not a curated record
CGCACAUACGCACACUCACACACGCACUGGCUGGGGCCGCCAGCCCCUGCUCCCCCGCCCGCAUCGCUCCAGGGCGGAGUUUCCUCCUCUGCUUAUUGUUCGCGGCCCAGCGCCCGCCCAGCCGCCGCCCCGCCCGACCCCGCCGGCGCUGUGGGCGAGCUCCUGGGGGAGGGGGCGGAGGCCAGCGCGGACGGGACGGGGCGGGAGUCGUCGCAGCAGCGCGCGCGCUGGGCCGCAGCCGCGCAGACACCGCCCAGACCGCAGCCACCUUCGCUCCUCGCUCUUGGCUCCGCGCCCCAGCCCAGAUCUGCGGCAGGCAGGAGGGGCCGCCGGAACGCGACUCCGGAGUUCGCGGCUGCAGCCAGGCCUCCCCAAGCAGCGCCGAAGCUCCGGCCACGCAUCCGUGCGUCCCUGCGCCAGCGCCUCAGCCACCUGCUCCGAGUCCCGGGACGAGGACAACCAUGGGCCCCACUCUGGCGCUCCCCGCGCUGCUGCUGCUGUUGCUUCUGCCGCCGCCGUCGCUCUCCCAGAAUAAUGCAACCGAGAAGGUCGUGCCUACUACAGGGCAACCUGAAGUCAAAACAACUGUUUCUGUAGACCAGAGUAACCAAGGCCCUUCGACAACAGCGGCUACGGCUAGCACAGUAUUGACAAAAGCCACAGCUGUUAACUCAGAGACAGUUCCAUCUUCUCCAACCCAGACAACCACGGCUCCUUCACCCAGAGAAGCAACGGUGCCAGGCCAAUCUCCAGGGCCUACUACUACAUCGCCCCCAGGCUCCGCUGACAGUCCAAGUGUUGACUACAGUGGCUCCCAGAGUAACAAAAUGAACACAGGAAGGCCACCCAGUAAUAGCUCCGAACAGCCAGUCCCCUCCGGAGGCAAGAGCAGUGACAAUGUCACCACAGCCUCGCCAGCCACUCAGGGGAGUGACCAGAUCACCACUCUGGCUUCCCAGACUCCCGACCCUUUAGUGGCCGCCACGUCUUCUCUUGCCUCCACCACAGUCAGCACAGCAAGCCCUCACUCGCCUCUCGCCACUCCUUCACAGACCACAGGAGACCAUUCUACCGUUGUUCUCAACAACAGUUCUGGCCCUGUGUUCAGCCCUCCUGACUUCUCUGUGUCCCCAGGGAAAACUACCAUGCAUGCACCGCUGGGCUCCUCCAAAGGGACUCCACCCACCACCAUCCAGACGCCAGGAGUCUCCACAUUGCCUGUAUCCACACCACGGCAGACUACAGGGUCUCCCGUGGGAACCGAGACCGUGCCGACCGCUGAGGAGUUCACCCAGUCCAGCUCUCACUGGCCUCCAACAGCCCCUCAGGGCCCCAGCACAACCUCUCUCCCCUGGACUUUGAGGAAUUACAAGCUAAAAUGUGAAGCCCCCAUGAUGCCCAGUGAGGAAUUACUCAUCCUGAAUCUCACCGGAGCCAGCCUUUGUGAAGGGAACCCUCCAGAUGAGAAACUCGUGGAAAUGCUGUGCCACUCGGUCAAAGCCUCCUUCAAGCCAGCUCAAGAUCAGUGCACUCUGCAGCUGGCGCCCAUUCUCGGCAGCCGGGCAGUGGCAGUGAAAAGAGUCACUAUUGAGACGAAGCUUCCUCCUAAAGUCGUGUAUGAGCUAUUGAAGGACAAGUGGGAUGAUCUGAGAGAGGCUGGAGUCAGUGACAUGAUGCUGGGGAGUGAAGGGCCACCGGAAACCAACGAGGACCGCUUCAGCCUGCCGCUCAUCAUCACCAUUGUCUGCAUGGCGUCCUUCCUGCUGCUUGUGGCUGCCCUCUACGGCUGCUGUCACCAGCGCAUCUCCCAGAGGAAGGACCAGCAACGACUCACAGAGGAGCUGCAGACGGUGGAGAAUGGUUACCAUGACAACCCAACCUUGGAAGUGAUGGAGACCCCUUCUGAGAUGCAGGAGAAGAAGGUGGUCAACCUGAAUGGGGAGCUGGGGGACAGCUGGAUCGUCCCUCUGGACAACCUGACUAAGGAUGACCUGGACGAGGAGGAGGACACACAUCUCUGAUGAGUCUGCCGGCUAACCAACAGCACUGCGGAGCUCCAGACCACCCAAAGUGCCAUUUGGACAGGGGGAAGCUUCCCACUGGAAGAGGGAGAGACUGCGGAGGGAGAGUGGACUCCGAGGCUUGCCUCCUCCCAAUCCCCGAAGGGCCUUAAUUUUUCCCUUUUCAAGCUCAACAAGUCACAUUCUGUCCAGUUUCCUCGUGUAAAAUAACCACCCCACUUGUGCCUGAACCCAGAGCCGCUGGAAGGCGAGAGGAAGGUGGAGAAAGCCACGAGAGGGGCUUUGGGGGAGCCUCUAGUGGUGACAUCCUCUCGUCUCAGAAGUGAGGUGACAGAGACGGAGAGGUCAGAUGAAUUGCACAGGGGUCACACAGCCAUUUGGUGUCAAAGAUUGUUUCCCUAAAUGGUGCGGGACUGCACCGUAUCAUGCCACUGUGUUCCUUUGUGCUUCUUCCCAAGGCAGGAGGGUGGGCUGGAGUGAGAAACAGGCCAUGGUGGUCUUAAAAGGACAGGCCCCAAGUUCCCAUGUCCUAUAAUACGGCCUCCACUAGCUUGUUGUAUCCCAGCUCCCAUGACUCAGCCUUUAGUCCCACCACCUCCCAGGGCACGGCUUUGAGCCUCCUGUGCUGGAUUCUGUUUCCUCUUUCUUUUGCUUAGUGAGAUUGGGACUUAGCACACACAGGCCUCACCACCCAGUGGCGCUCUGCGAAGAGGUGGAUGGGCAGGCAGAGGAAGGGAGCUCAUGCCCAGAAGGCUUCCUCAUGGCAGCUGACCGUGUACUGACACUGGCUCAUCACCCAGGGCGCUCCUUCUAGAAGAUGCGCCUCAAGAUGCCUUCCGGCCUUCUGCUCCCACUAGGGACAAAUCUGCAGUACCUACUGAAAGCAAGAUGUCCUCUAUCUGUUUCUCACUGGUCCACUGAAGGGGUGGUCCCCAAAACCCAGAGUCAGAGCAGUGGUCUAGGGACAGACACAGCUGGGGACCCUGACUGGUCCCUGACUGGCAAACAUGUCUCAGUAGACAAUCAGUCUAAAGUACCAGGUGUUAGCGUUCCACGGGAAGCUCGGGGACUUGUCAAGCUGCUGAGCAUUGUGCUGUGUGUGCGCGUUUAGUCCAGCUGCCCACCACCCAGGGCCAAAGCUCAGGCACUGGAGACGCUGUUAGCUGUGUCACCCUCCUUCGCCAUGGAGAAAGGCGGGCCCAGAACAUGCAGUUUUAAGGUGCCUCUGCCUCUGCCCACUCUCCCAGCACGGAGCCAGGCUUUUGUUUCCUGUGGUCUUGGUGGCACCCCAGCUGUCCUGUUUCUGGUGGCAUCUCAGGGAGGCACAAAGCCAUGCCUGGUACCUAGCACAGGAUUUUUACAAGCUCAGCUGUCAAGCGGCCAUGUAAAAGGCUGCUGAGGGCAGGGACUAGCAAGGUUUCAUCUGGCCUUCUGAGAAGCUGGAGUCUGUGGGGAACUUCGAACUUGGUCUGUUUUGUUCUUGGGCACGAAUUCCCAUGAUCCACUGUUUGUUCUGGAGAAGCUUAAUUUUAAAAGGAGCUAGGGGGAGGACAGGCGUCCUCUGCCUAACUCCACCUUGACAGCCAUCACCCUGUGCUAUUCCCUAGGGAGAAAAGGCUAUCAAAUCAAGGCAGGCUCAGUGAGUCUCCCAGGCGCUGGAAAGAUGCUUCUCUCAGAUGGCAGGGGAGGGUAGAGAGCAGUGCCAGGGAAAUUAAGGCUUUUUGUCACCAGAGGGUUCGCUCUGUCAUAGUCUGUGUGAGAGGCUACUUCAGGGUCACAGUCACUGGGACAAGGCAUUUGAUAGACAGAAAAUUCUCUUUCUGCAAAAUGACCAAUAUUGCAACCCCACAGCCUCUCAACUACAAGAUUAGAAAAAGGCUAUCUGGAUUGGAGGAAUGGCCAGGCUGCUCCAGAGCUCCUUGUUGUGUGUCCAAACUGUGUUGCCUUUUAGCACUGGUAUCUGGCCUCAGCUUGUUCUUACUGCUGGGACAGCUGUUCAACAAGACACAGUGCUAGCAUCUAUAAACGUCAUCUUCCUUUGUUUUUACUGGGCUUUUAGAGCUGUCAGUUAAUUCAGAGUCUCUGGCCGAGAAAAGGAAGAGGAAGGGCUCUCAGCAAGACUGCAUUCAGCUGUACCAAAGAGAAAUCAGAACUCCUCACUCAGUGACAGAUGGUUUUCCCAGCUGCAAACCCAAGGGCCUGGUGAUUCUGACUGACCAAAUCCAGUGGCGGCGGCGGCUGCUGCUCCGUGAGGUGGAGAGAAACAGCUAAGCAGUCUGCAUCACAGGCAGGACCCAGGCUCAUCAGGGAGACUCAGGCCUUCAGGCUUCCUCGAUAGAGGGAGCUAGCAGGCAUCUGGAGCCAUUUUAUUUUAUUUUUUUUUAUGUUUUAUUUUUGCCCCCCUUUGGACAAUACACUGUUGAAACUUUGAAAAAUGAAUUGAAGUUGAAAGGAUAUAUACAUAUUUUUGACACUGUAAAUCCAAGGGCCACAUGUUUGUUUACCCUGUUCUACUUUCAGAAAGUAAAUUUUGGGAAAACAUUUGAUAACUAAGAGCCUUUUUUUUCUCUCAACAAGAACGUAAAUGUCUAUUUAGUAGAAAUGACUUUUUAAAAAGGAAAAACAAAACAGGCUGGUAACAAAAGUAUUUACCUUGUAGAUAGGGCAUUUUAAGUUUUAAGAUGUGGUCCUUGCUCCUCCCCAGCCAAGUCUUAAUCCUACAGUAGUAUGGGCUGGUGUUCACAAUGUGCUUAUGGCUGACGGUGACAGGGAAAAGGUUUGGGAGACACAGUUCAGUCUUUCUACAGGAAAACACAUCCCAAGCCACAAAGUAAGCAAAUGGCUCAAAACCAACCCAGGGACAGGACAAGAUUAAAACAGGCAUCCCAGACUGCUCACCCUGUGCUUUGUAUUUCUCAAGGACAGAGAAUUUAGGACUGCAACUCACAGGUACAAGGUCAACACAGGACACCACCAAUCCCUCCCGCACACUACCCAGGCAAUGCUGGGGAGGACACAAGGACACCCAGCCAUGUUGUUGGGCUCUGGAAUCAUUUGGGUCCAAGAUGUAAAUACACAUUUUUGGGGGGUUGUUUUUAAAAAAAGCUCGCUGAGGAAUGUCCAGUAGAACAAGGAUCAAAGGGAACACUAUUGAGCAGGCAGAGAAGGUGGGAGAAACCCUGUGGUGGAGUUUUUGCCAUUGUACCUGCUGAUUCCCUCAGGUCUGCUGAGAAGUCAACACCGAGCCCGGCCGGAACACUGUUUCACGGGGCCUUUCUGUUUCUUAGUGAAUGUCAGGCAGCUUGCCCAGGAGACUGGGGGAGCGUGUAUUUUAAUGGACAGGGGUCUGAAGUACACUGGAAUUUAUUGAGAAACUUGUUUGUAAAGACUAUAGUUAACUACUGCAUUUUCUUAUAAAAUAUAUUUUGGAAAAUUGUACACUGUCAAUUAAAAUGCUUUUGUGUUAAGCU